Messenger RNA from Bipolaris maydis ATCC 48331, 219 nucleotides. Lineage: Eukaryota; Fungi; Ascomycota; Dothideomycetes; Pleosporales; Pleosporaceae. The record is from RefSeq and is a predicted model, not a curated record.
AUGUCCACUCACCUCUACCAGGCCAGAUCUUGGGUCUUUGGUGGUUGGGGACAGAUAAGGAUGAGCUCGACAGACAAUUCGCUCCCAGGCCUAGAGCUCAAAAGCCACGAAAUGAAGUCGGUCUGGAGUGUGCACGACGCGGUAAAUCGCUCAGGUCUGAAACCAAAAUUGCCUUCCAAACACAGUACCGUAACAUUUUUUGACGAUAGAAAUUGUUAG